Paramecium pentaurelia is the source of this 6832-nucleotide messenger RNA. NCBI's taxonomy places the organism in Eukaryota, Ciliophora, Oligohymenophorea, Peniculida, Parameciidae. The record is from the annotation of a GenBank genome assembly.
AUGUCAAGUUAAUGCUCUUUUGAGGAACUAAACUCAUCUGUAAGUAUGAGUUUAGACAGUGUAUACAUAAAUUUGGUUUAGAAUCCAAAUGAUUCAGAAUUAGAUUUCAAUUAAUUAGAGUCAGCUAUAUUGAGUUCAAAACAAGAAGGACUUACAAAAUUGAUUAAGGGAUCUGAUUAAUAUUAUUAUUAAUAUUUCCUUAACAUCUUAAAUACAAAUGGAUAUAGAUUAGAUUCUAAAUAAUAAGAACACUUUGAAUAAUAUAAAAAGAUGAAUACAGAAAACUUUUAAAAAAUUCGACUUAGAUCUUUAUUUAUGGAAUAUGAUGAAUAUAUGAAAAUGUAAUAGAGUGAAAAAGUGAUAUAGAAGGAGAAAGAGAUAUUGAAGAAAAUUAAUAAAAGAUUAUUUGGAAUUAGUUUUGAUGAAUUAUCAUUAAAUAAUUUAGAUGGUGAAUAAUAAAAAUUAUUAAUAUAAAAAUAAUAAGGAAUUAGUGGAAAUGCAUAAGUAAAAGUAGGACUUUCAGAAUUAGAUGAUAAUAAAUUAUCAAUAGAAGAAUAUAUAAAGAAUGCAUAUUCUGAAAAAGGAAUAUUAAAAUUAAAGACUAAUCUUUUUUGUAAAUUAGAUUUGAUAUAAUUAUCAAAAUCGACUAUAAAAGUAAUUGAUAUAUUCUUUAGUAAAAUUGAUUCAUUAAUAAUUGAGUAUUUAAUUUUAUUUAAUAAUUAGAUUUAAUAAUAUACCAGAAUUUUAUAAUGAAUUGAUAAAAAGAGAUGAUUAUAAAAAUAGAUUUGAUGCAAUUCAUUUUAAAAAGCUUACUUUAAAUUAAAUGAAAAAAAUAAUAAAUUUAAAUAUUAAAUUUUUGGAAAAUCAAUAAUUUGUUGGAUAUUUAUAUUUUAAAAAGUAUAAUUUAGGUAAAUAUGAUAAAAAUGAUGAAAAUUUUUAAGAUAAUAAAGAUUUAUUUUUAUCUAAAUUAAAAAAGGGAUAUUUAUGGAGUAAAACAUUACCAGAUAAAUUUAGAUCAUUAAGUGAUUAAAUAUUACUAGAAUUAUUAUAAUUAGGGAUUGAAUUUAAACAUUUUGAUUUUGAUUUGUUUUCAGAAUAUUUAAAAAAUCCAAAAGAUUUCUAUUCUAAUAGUACGUAAUAAUAAAGAGAUUAUUAAAGUAAAAUUAGAAGAGAAUAUUAAUCAUUUUGGCAUGAAUUUCAUGAAUUUAAUUAUUAGAGAUGUAUUAUUAUUUAAUUAUUAUAUAGGGAUGAGUGUUGAUAAAAUGAUAGAGAAAUAUUUAGAGAAAUAUUUUUCAUUACAUGAUAAUUAUAGCAUAUUUGAAUUAUAUUUAGAAGCUAAUUAUCUAAAAAUGUUAAAAGCUGAAUGUAAUUUAUAUAAAGGAGAUGAAGUACCUAAUUUAACUGAAUACUUUACUAAUUCAUAAAUUAAAUAAAUGAAUAAUAAUAAGAUACUUAAUUUAUGUGAUAAUAAUAAAUAAUACUUUUUUAAAGGUGAUCCAGUUACUCUUUAUAUAGAAUUAAAGAAUAUAUCUAAUUUGACAAUCAAAAUAUUUUAAAUUAAUAUGAAAAAUUUUUAUAUGGCAAAAAGUGAAUAAUUAACUUCAAAUUUAUGUUUAGAUGGAUUUAUUCCAACUGAAGAAAUAAAUUUUAAUUAUGAUUAUCCUCCAAUUAAAAAAGUUAUAAAAGAAUUUUCAUUUGAAUCAAUAUAAAAAAGUGAAAGAGGUACAUUUAUUAUUGAAUUUAUUGGUAAUGGAUUAUCAUCAAGAGCAAUAAUAGAAAAAGGAAGAUUAUGUUUACAUGAAACUAUUGUAUCAGCUGGAUAUAAAUAUGAAAUAUUUGAUGAAAAAUUUGAAAAAUUAAUUGAUGAUUAAAUUGGAUUAUGGAUAAAUGAAACUUUUUAUAAAUAAUAAAAUGGUGAAAUUAUAUUACCAUUUCCAGAAUAAGAAACUAAAUAUAAUGCAAUUAUUUAACAUGGAGAUUUUUAUUAAAAAACAUAACUUAAUUUAUAACCUGAAUAAUUUUAAUUAUUAUGUGCAUUUAUAUUAACUGAAGAAUAAAUAUAAUUAGGAUAAGAACUUAUUACAAUUAUUAUACCAAAAUUAUUACUUAAUAAUUAAGAUAUUGGUUUUGGAUUUUUUAAAGAUUAAUAAAUAUUAGUAACAUGUGUUAAUGAUAAAGGAGUUCCAUAAACAUUUACAUUUAAAGAUCUAAUUUUUGAAAGUAAUAUUCCAUUAGAAAUUAAAUUUCCAAUUACUUAAUAAUUAAGAAAUAUAGAAAUUGAAGUUUCAGGUAAAAUUAAAAGAUUGCGUUUUGAUUAAGAUUUAAUCUUAAAAAAGGUUCAUUCAGUUAAAUUUAAUCAUGGAUAAUCUUAACAUAUAUUUUUAAAAUAAUUAUUGAAAUUUGAUUAAAAUGAUGGAUACUCAAUUUAUUUAUUAGGAAAAAAUGGAGAACCUAAUAGUAAUACUUAAAUUUAAAUAUAAUUUGAACAUUCAGAAAUUGAUGAUUAAAUUUAAGAAAAGCUUAUUACAAAUUAGUAAGGAUAAAUUAAAUUAGGAUUCUUAAAAAAUAUAAGUAAAAUAUCUUCAUCUAUACUUACUACAAAUUUAUAAAUUGAAAAAAGGGAAUGGGAAAUAUUCAAUCCAAAUCAUUUUUGUUUAGAAAACUAUUAAGAAACAUUUGUUGUUGGACAAAAAUUAACACUUAAAUAUAAUGAAUAAGAUGUGUUAUUUUAUAAAACAAAAUGUAUGAAAUAAGUAUUUUUACCUGUAAAGAAUCUUUUAUAAAAAGUUUCAAGGGAUAAUAAUUCAAUAAUUAUACAAUUUGAAAAGAAAGGAUAAUAUAUACUGGAAUUUGUUAAAUAAAAAGUAAUUUAUCAAUUUAAUGUUCUUGAAAAUAAUGUAAAACAUUCAGAUAAUUUAAUAUAUACAUAAACUAAAAGAAUUACUCAAAACUUAGAUGAUAAAUAUUUCUCUUUAGAAAAUACCAAAAUUAUUGAUAAAGAAUAACAUUUUCUUAUUGAAGGAGAUUAUGUGUCAUCAAAUUAAGUUAGAUUUUUAGCUUUGGCAACAACCUUCUUUCCAAAAGAAUUAUCAAUAAUAAAUAAAUAAAUGGGAUCAAUAUUUUAUUAAAAUAGUCCUGAUAAUCAUCUUCGAAUAGAAUUAAGAGAUAAUAUCUAUUUAUCUAAUUUAUAAUAAUCAGAAGAAUUAAGAUAUAUAAUUGAAAGAAAAAAUUAAACUAAAUAUGUAGGAAAUACACUAGAGAAACCAUAAAUUCUAUUAAAUAGACUUAUUGCUGACUUGACUACAACAUAAGAUGAAUAAAUAUUGAAAUAAGAUCAUAAUUUAACAGGAAAUGAAAGGAGAAGAUGUGCAUCUCCUAGAUAACUUAGAAAAACAGCUAAUUAAUUUGCAGGAAAUUAAUAAUGUGAUAGUUUUACUGAAUUUUUAGUUUUUCCUGGAAAAUUAAUUACUCAAAUCAAUUAAGAAAAGAAUCAUUUCUCAUUUGAAGUACCAAAAUAAUAUUCUACUGUUUUUAUUUUAGCUUACACCAGUGAAGCAUAUAUAUCUAGAGUAUUGCCAUUAUCUAAUAGUUAAAUAUAAACAAAGAAUCUAUGUCAUCUGUCAUCUUUAUCAAAAGAUAAAUUUUAUUCCACUUUUCGUAGUACAACACAUAUAAAGCCUAAGAUUCCAUAUUAAAUUUAAGACAUAUCUUCAACUGAAAUAUUUAUUUUAGAUAACUUAAAUGUAUUGUUUAGAAUAUAAAAAGAAUUAAUGAAAAUAGGCAAUAAUAAAUUGAUUGCUGAUGAUGAAAAAUUCAUUAAUCAACUAUUAAAAUGGAAUUAAGAGACUAUUCAAUCUCAACAUAAAUUUUAUAAUUAACAUUAAUGUGAUGAACUCAAUCUAUUUUUAUAUUUUAAAGAUCCAGCAUAUUAUGAAACAUAUAUAUCUAAAUAUAUAUCAAAUAAAAUAGAAAAAUCAUUUAUAGAUUACUUUCUACUUUAAGAUUAAAUAGUUCUUAAUAAAUACUCUUAAGUAACUUUAUUUAAAUAAUUAAAUGCAUUAGAAUAAGCAUUAUUAGUUAUUUACUUUUAAGAAAUUAUUGAAAAAAAAGAAGAAGCAUAAGCAAUUGCACUUUAUAUGAAUCAUAAUAAUAAUAAUAAACUUAUUAAAUAAGAUGAUGAUAGAUUUAAAACACUUUUUGAUACUAUUUUAGGAAUAGAGAAGGAUUUUACAAAUGAGAAAGGAGAAGUUCUUGAGAAUAAACAAUAAGAAUUUAUUAAUUUUGUUCCUCCAAAAGAGCAAAUGAUUUAGAGAAUGCCAAUUAAACUUAAAAAGAAAUCAUCUGUAAUGCAGUUUGAUAGUAUUGAAUAUAGGAAAGGAGAUGAUGAAUCUAUGAGUAUGGAAUCUAUAAAUCUAUCUAUUAAACGAUAAGCAUCAAUUACAGGAAAUAUAAAUAAAUUACCUUAAAUGAAGUUUAAAUCUAAACCUUAAGAAGUAGCUAUAAAAUAUGAUAAUAUGAGGGAUAAAUUAAUAAAGACUUUCUAAAAUGUUGAAACUACAAAUGAAUAUUGUGAAAAACAUUAUAGAAAUGGAGUUAAUUAAUAAGAUUUUAAAAAUUUAGUAAAAUUAUAGGAAUUUUAUGUAGAUCUUGUGAAUCAUUCAAUAUAGAAAGGAUUUUUAAAGGAAGAUUUCUGUCCUUCAUCUUUUAUAUUUUGUAAUAAUAAUUUUACAGAAAUUCUAAGUGUAUUAGCAUUGAUGAGUUUACCAUUUUAAACUGCUUAAUUUAAUUAGACUUAAUUUGGAAAUAAAGGAUUGGAAAUUAAUUAUGAAAGUUCUGCACUUAUAUUUACAAGAGAAAUUAAAGAAGCAGAAGUUUAACUUAAUUCAAAUAUCAUAAUAAAUUAAACAUUUUUUGAUAUUAAUGAAGAGAAUUAAGUUGAUUAAGAUGGUAAUGAAUUUGAAUAAGAUUUAAAUGAAUUCUUUAUUAAAAAAGUAUAUUGUUGUAAAAUUGUUAUUUCUAAUUGUUCAGCAAUAUCAUAAACAUUUUAAUUAUUAGUUGAAAUUCCAAAUGGUUCAAUUCCAGUUUUUACAACAUUUUCAACUAAAACAUUUACAUUAACUUGUGCUCCAUAUUAGACAUAAAUAUAGAAGUACUUUUUCUAUUUUCCAAAAUCAGGAAAUUUUACAAUAUAUCCAGCUAAUAUAUCAAAACUUGGUAAAGUUAUUUAAAUUGCAAAAGAGAAAAUAUUUUAAGUUUAUGAUUAAAAACCAAAAGUAAAUCUAGAAAAUAUUAACGAAGUAUUAUCAACAGAUAAUAAUUAAGAUAUUUUAAAUUAUAUAUAGAAUAAGAACAUUUUCAAUAGUAAAUUAUUUAAUCCAAAAUUAUUAUAUCAUAAAUUUAAUGAUUAAGUAUUUUAUAAUUAAGUAAUGGAAAUAUAUAGAUAAAGAAAAUUUUAUGAUUAUUACACUUUUAGUUAUUCAUUAUUACACAAUAAUGUAGAAUGUUUGAAAGAAUUAUUUUUAACAGAAUAAGCUUAAAUUGCAUUGAAAUAGAAAUUUAAACAUUUUAAAUGUUCUUUAUUUGAAAUUAAUUCUAUAAGAGUAUUAGAAUAUUAUCCACUAAUUAUUAAAAGAGUACAUAAACUUAAAUAAGGAGAGAAUAAUAUAUUAAAUGUUUAAUUUAGAUAAUAAUAUACAAAUUAUUUAAUUUAUUUAUUGGAAAAACCUUAAUUUUCAACUGUUGAUAAAUUAGUUCUUAUAUACUAUUUAUUAUUAUAGGAAAGAGUCAAUGAAGCUGUUUCAGUUUAUUAAUAGAUUAGUGAAGAAGAACAAAAAGAAUAGCAAUUAUAAUUUGAUUAUUUAUCAGCAUAUUUAGAUUUCUAUACUGGAUAUCCAAACUUUUAGAAAGCAAGAGAAAUAUGCCAAAAAUAUUUGAGUUAUCCUGUUAUACAUUGGAGGAAUAUGUUUUAUGAAAUAAUUAAUUUAUUUAUUGAAUAUGAUGGAGAAGAAGAUAAUUAAUUUUCUAAAUUAGAAAUAACAUAAUAAUAAAAAUAACAAGAUUUAAUUAAGAAAGAAGAAACAUUAACAUGUAUAAUUGAAGGAGACUCUAUAAAUAUUACAUUUUCAAAUUUAUGUGAAGUGAAAAUAGAAUAUUAUAAAUUAGAUAUUGAAAUUCUAUUUUCUAAUAAUCCAUUUAUGAAAAAUGUAAUUCAAGAUUUUUCAAUUGUAUUACCAAAUGUAUGUUUAACACAAAAAUUAGUUGGUUAAGAAAUACAAAAGAAGUAAAUAUUUAUUAUAAUAAAUUAAGUUUGUUUUAAGAGAAAAUUAAAAUUCCUAGUGAAAUAUCUAAAGAGAAUUUGUUUGUUACUAUAAAAGGUUAAUAGAAAUCAGUUACUUGUAAAUAUUAACCAACAUCUUUAUUUGUAUAAACAAUGUUAGAUUCUGGAUAAAUUAGAGUAUUUAAUUAAUAAGGAUAAUACUUAUCUAAAGUUUAUGUGAAAGUAUAUUCUAAGAAUAAAUCUGAUUAAGAAAAUUUCCAUAAAGAUGGAUAUACAGAUUUAAGAGGAAGAUUUGAUUAUGCUACAUUAAGUUCAUCGAAUGUUAAAGAUAUUUCUUAAUUUUCAAUGUUAGUUUAUCAUGAAGAAUUAGGUAAUCAUAUAUAUAAAUAUAACUUAGGAUCUAUUAUUUAAUAAGUUUAACCUCCACCAACAUUAGCAUAAUAUGAAAAAGAAAUUUAAUUGAUAGGAAACAAAUGGAGAUAAUAAGAAACAUAAGAAAUGUUAUAAUAGCAAUAAAUCUACAAUUAGAAAUUUACAAAAACAUGUAAAGAUUGA